GCUGCUCGUCUCACUUCUACUGCUGGGCUUCGGAUAGGGACUGGUCAAGGUACUGCGAUGGUGCUAAAUAGCGCAGUGGGCCAAGUUGGUCCAGGAUCAAGUGAUGGACUUAAAAGACCAAUGACCAGCAUGAGGGGAACAGGUUAUACAUCCCAGUCAAAUGUGUUUGAUCCCCUCAAUCAAGCAAGCAAAGGACCUGCUCCUGCUCUUAUUUCCAAAACUGAUGAGAGCCCAGAAGAAAAAAUAAAGUCACUUGAACGUCGAGUAAUGGGGCUUAUUGAAGAGUCCUGCAUGGCUGCUUCUAGGGGAGAAAUUCGCCUGGCCCUUGACAGAGCCAAAGAGGCUUCUAGUAAAGAAAGAUCUCUCAUAAGGCAGCGGGAACAGGCAGGAUUGUCUGAUGGACACAACUUGGAUCUCACCUUCUCUGUCCUUUUCAAUCUGGCUAACCAAUAUGCUGCCAAUGACAUGUACACAGAAGCCCUAAAUACAUAUCAGGUUAUUACAAAAGACCGUAUGUUUAACAAUUCUGGCCGGCUUCGAGUCAACAUGGGCAACAUCCACUACAAGAUGGGACAGUAUAACAAGGCCAUAAAAUUCUAUCGCAUGGCUUUAGAUCAGGUUCCUAAUACACAUAAAAGUAUGAGAAUAAAAAUAAUGCACAAUAUUGGCCUGGUGUUUGUCAAGAUGGCACAGUACUCUGAGGCAUGUACCAGCUUUGAAUACAUUAUGCAGGAGGAGGCAAAUUUCAAGACUGGUCUGGAUUUAGUUACUGCAUAUUAUGCUCUUGGAGACAAGGAAAAAAUGAAGAAAGGCUUCCUUCGCUUGCUAGAAUGCCAAUUAGAUAUUGAUGAUGAUGAAAAGUACACAGCUUCAUCAGAAGAUACUCAAUCCAACCUGAUUCUUGAGGUCAUUCGCAAUGAUCCUCUUCGGAAGAUGGAAAGGCAGAUGAAGCAAGAGGCUGAACGUUCAAUACUUACAGCUGCAAAGCUUAUUUCACCAGUUAUUGAGAAUACUUUCAGUGAGGGUUACAACUGGUGUGUAGAUGCAAUCAAGAAUUCUCAGUAUGCAGACCUUGCAAAUGAUCUGGAAAUCAACAAAGCUGUCAUGUUUUUGAGGCAAAAGAACUUUAAAGAUGCUGUAGAGACCCUCAAAAUGUUUGAGAAGAAAGAAACAAAAGUUGCCAGCACAGCUGCUACAAAUCUUUCCUUCUUGUAUUUCUUGCAAAAUGAAAUUGACUUGGCUGAAAAAUAUGCCCUCAUGGCAAGGGAUUCCAAUGGCUACAAUGAUUCUGCCCUUGUGAAUUUAGGGAACUGCUGCUUCAAGAGGAAAGAUUAUGAGAAGGCUCGUGAGCACUACAUAGCUGCUUUGGACAUAGAUGCAUCAUGUGUGGAAGCUCUAUACAAUCUUGGACUAACAAACAAGAAACUUGGACGUUAUGAAGAGGCACUUGACUCCUUACUGAAAAUGCAUGCCAUUGUUCGCAAUUAUCCACCAGUAGUCUACCAGAUAGCCAGUUUGUAUCAAGAGCUGAGUGACAUCGACCAGGCUUCUGAGUGGUAUUUGCAGUUGCUUGGUCUCGUUCCAACUGAUCCUCAUAUCCAUCAGCGAUUGGGCCAACUCUUUGACACAGAAGGUGACAAGCAACAAGGAUACCAAUAUUACUUUGAUUCUUACAGAUAUUUCCCAAGCAAUCUGGAAGUGAUUGAUUGGCUGGGAUCCUACUUCAUUGAGCACCAGGUUGCGGAAAAGGCAAUUAGUUACUUUGAACGAGCUGCACUGAUGCAGCCUGAUGAAGUGAAGUGGCAAUUGAUGGUGGCUGCAUGUCACAGACGGUCAGGCAACUACCAACAGGCAUUGCAGACGUACAAGCAGAUCCAUCGAAGAUUCCCAGAAAAUAUAGAGUGUCUGAAAUUGCUGAUUCGACUCAGUAGUGACCUGGGAUUAAAGGAAACAGCUGAGUACGCCCAGGAGCUGAAGAAGGCCGAAAGAGCUGCAGAGCAGCGAGAGAGCCGAGCUGCCAGUGGCUCUCGUCCUGGAUCUCGAAGAUCCUCUUCUCGGGCUUCACGUAGUGGCUCAGCUGCCUCUGGCCACGAGGAACCAGGGGCUUUACCUCCCAAGAGUCCAGGUCCAGGUGCUAGAGCAAGUUCCCGUGGUUCUCGCAGUAUCCCAGGCUCAGCCAUGAGUGGCAGAAUGACUCGCCUUUCACUGAAUGAUCUUGAUGAGAAUGAGCCAUUUGUGCCAUCUAACAAAGAAGUUGACAGCAGCUAUGUGGAUCCCUUAGGCCCGCUGCAAGAACGCCCAAAGACAAGUAUGAGAAGAAAACAAGAUGAGGAUGACUUUGCUGAUGAAGAAUUGGGUGAUGAUUUGUUGCCAGAAUAAAGGUUUUAGUUUGUGAUUUUUUCUUUUUCUUUUUCUUUUUCUUUUCCCCUUUCUCUUUCUCUUUCACAGAAUUGUUUGUAUAACUUUAGGUACAAAAAAUGGCUGCACUUUUUCUUUUUUUUCUUUCUCUCUUUCCUUCUUACUUUUUUCAAGGAGGUUUAUUAAAAAAGUCUUAGAGAUAUUCUAAUAUAAUAUGUACCUCAGUAUUCAUGGGAAACUAAUGUCACACAGUUUGUAAAAGAGAAAAAUAAUAUAUAUACAACAGAAUCUACAACUGUAACAGAUAUAUAACUUUUCCGUCCAGCACAGUGUUUAUUCACAAGUGCAUAAUAUGUGAUAUGUUUUGUGCUAUUGUAUUAUACAAUAGCUUCACUUUCUAGUCAUUAGUAGCAUAGAGUGUCUACAAGUCUGUAUUUGCAUAGCAUUAGAUUAUUAUUUAUGCACCUGUAUGUAUUUAUGAAUGAAUUUUACUAGUAUAUAUGAGUCAAUAUAUAUGAUGGUUUAAUUAUGGAUCAUCACCUAUUUUAAUAUAGUAAUAAGUUAAUUCUUUUUAAUUAAUUUUUUUCCAAAUCAGCUGUAUGUGUGUGUAGUUCUUAUUUUUUCCCACAAGGAAACCAUUUUAUAUGAUAGAAUAUUUAUUUGAAAAAAAAUAUAAGGCAUAAUUAUGUCUUAGUGCUAUUUAAGUUGUUACUGGAUAUGCAGGGUGCCUAAACUUUUUUGUGCCUCCAGUACUAUUAUCAAAGUUUUGUUUCAAUUUCUUAGUAUUUUUUUAUUGUGCAAAUUAAGUUCUUAUUGUUCGGAGUUUUCCUAGCCUGCACAACUGGAUUCUGUAUUAUGUAAUCCACAGAAAAUAUAUGUUCAGUUUACAAAAAGAAAUUUAUUACUUAUCAUGAAUAUAUCUAGAUUGAGUUGUUGAAAAUAAGUAACAAACAGUCCUUUUUGUAAGUUUCUGUAAAAGCAUAAUAUAUUGGCAUUUCUUGCUUAAUUACACCAUGCUAAUAGUGGUACACUCUGUGGUACAUAACCAAAUAUUUACGGUCAUAAAAAUACUAUAUUGCCAGUCUUGUUUUUUUAACCAUUACAGUAUGUUAUUUUUAUUUCAUAGAAAAAUAAUAUAUGAACAUUUUAGUCCACUGCACCUAAUAACUGUAUAUAGAUUUAGUAUCACUGAUAAAUAAUAAAAA
Molecule: messenger RNA, 3563 nt
Organism: Penaeus indicus
Lineage: Eukaryota; Metazoa; Arthropoda; Malacostraca; Decapoda; Penaeidae
Gene: nompB
Product: intraflagellar transport protein 88 homolog
Exons: 15
Coding region: 58-2379 (773 amino acids)
Biological process (GO): intraciliary transport; non-motile cilium assembly
Cellular component (GO): ciliary base; ciliary basal body; centriole
Molecular function (GO): kinesin binding
Source: RefSeq, a predicted model, not a curated record